Messenger RNA from Malassezia japonica, 615 nucleotides. RefSeq lists its product as uncharacterized. NCBI's taxonomy places the organism in Eukaryota, Fungi, Basidiomycota, Malasseziomycetes, Malasseziales, Malasseziaceae. The record is from RefSeq and is a predicted model, not a curated record. Gene Ontology annotation, molecular function: carbohydrate derivative binding. The transcript is spliced from 3 exons. Gene Ontology annotation, biological process: carbohydrate derivative metabolic process. Bases 1 to 615 code for a protein of 204 amino acids.
AUGAACGGCGCUGUACCACCGGAGGCCGGAGCGCAGGCCAACGGCUCCGCGCCGCUCGAUGCGUGCCUGGAUGAAGCAAUGGACCUAGCAAUGCUGAUCGUCGAGCGCGAGGCCAAGGCGCUUCAAUACGUCUCCGAGACGCUUCAAAAGUCUCCGGAGAAGAAGGAGCGCUUCCGCCAAGCGCUCGCCCUGGCGCUAGAAAGCACGGGACAGGCUCACGGGGGUCCCAGUAUCAUCGCACGAAAGAUUGCAUCGAUGCUCCUAUCGCUUGGCACACAGGCCAUCUUUUUGCAUCCUGCCGACUGCCUGCACGGCGAUCUCGGCGCCGUCUUUCCCGGGCAUGAUGUUGUUCUGGCCCUGUCCUACUCGGGCCAGUCGCACGAGACCGUGUCCUUUCUCGAUCUCGAGCCGGUGCGCCGCGGAGGGGUAUCCGGCGCUCUCGCUGAGGCGUAUCCUGCGAUCCCUGCGCCGACCAGCAGCACGACGGUUAUGCUGGCUCUGGGCGAUGCAUUUUCCAUUGCGUUGACGCGCGCCAAAGGAAUCGAAAAAGCAACGUUUAAGCGGAACCACCCUGGAGGCAAUCUGGGCAUGGUCUUUCGCCAAGAGAAGGAAUAA